CGGCUCGCAUGCGAGUCACGUCCGCCCCCUCGCCGCGGCCGCCCCGAGACGCCGGCCCCGCCGAGUGAUGAGAACAGACGUCAAACUGCCUUAUGAAUAUUGAUGCGGAGGCUAGGCUGCUUUCGUAGAGAAGCAGAAGGAAGCAAGAUGGCUGCCCUUUAGGAUUUGUUAGAAAGGAGACCCGACUGCCACUGCUGGAUUGCUGCAAGGCUGAGGGACGAGAACGAGGCUGGCCACCAUUCAGCAGCAGACCCUCUCAAGAUUGUCUACUUGCCCUCGCUCCUGUUGAGUUACCACGGGUGGAAGCAGGAGAUGGGCUCCGCAGCAGCCAACAGGCCAUGACCCAGGAGGCGCAGUGAGGGAUAGAGCUGCUGAAUUCAUUCAGAGGGCAGCCUUGUGGAUGGCCCCGAAGCAAGCCUGAUGGAACAGGAUAGAACGAACCAUGUUGAGGGCAACAGACUGAGUCCAUUCCUGAUACCAUCUUCUUCUCCCAUUUGCCAGACAGAACCUCUGGCUAUAAAGCUCCAGAAUGGAAGCCCAUUAACCAAGAGACCUUAUCCAGAAGUAAAUGGAGACACCAAGUGGCAGCCUUUCAAGAGUCAUUAUGGAAUACCCCACAUGAAAGGAAGUCAGAAUAGCCGCGUGAGUCCAGACUUCAUACAAGAAAGUAGAGGGUAUUCCAGAUGUUUGCAAAAUGGAGGGAUAAAGCGCACAGUUAGUGAACCUUCUCUCUCUGGGCUCCAUCAGAACAAGAAACUGAAACAAGACCAAAAGGCCAAUGGAGAAAGCAAGAACUUCGGGGAAAGCCAAGAAAGAAAUCCAGGCAAAGGCAGCAGUCAACCCAAUGUCUCCGAUAUGAGUGAUAAGAGAGAAUCUGUUAGCUCUGCAGCCCAAGGAAAUGAAGUUAAAGAUUUCACUGUUUUUUCAUCACAUAACUGCAGUGGAUCUGAAAAUCCAGAGCUUCAGAUUCUGAACCAACAGGAGGGGAAAAAUGCUAACUACCACGACAAGAACAUUGUAUUACUUCUUAAAAAUAAGGCAGUGCUAAUGCCUAAUGGUGCUACAGUUUCUGCCUCUUCCAUGGAAAACACACAUGGUGAACUCCUGGAAAAGACGCUGUCUCAAUAUUAUCCAGAUUGUGUUUCCAUUGCGGUGCAGAAAACCACAUCUCACAUACAUGCCAUUAACAGUCAGGCUACUAAUGAGUUGUCCUGUGAGAUCACUCACCCAUCGCAUACCUCAGGGCAGAUCAAUUUCCCACAGACCUCGAACUCUGAGCUGCCUCCAGAGCCAGCUGCAGUGGUGACUGAGGCCUGUGGUGCUGAUAGUGCCAGUAUACCAGCUGCAGUGCUAGGGGCCUGUCCCUUUCAGAAACCAGAGCAACGAAAGUCAGUUUUUGAGAUAUGCCCGUCUCCGGCAGAAAACAGUAACAUCCAAGGAACCACAAAGCUAGUAUCUGGUGAAGAAUUCUGUUCAGGUUCCAGCAGCAAUUUGCAGGCUCCUGGUGGCAGCUCUGAACGGUAUUUAAAGCAAAAUGAAAUGAAUGGUGCUUACUUCAAGCAAAGCUCAGUGUUCACUAAGGAUUCCUUUUCUGCCACUACCACACCACCACCAUCACAAUUGCUUCUUUCUCCCCCUCCACCUCUUCCGCAGGUUCCUCAGCUUCCUUCUGAAGGAAAAAGCACUCUGAAUGAUGGAGUUUUGGAAGAACACCAUCACUACCCCAACCAAAGUAACACAACUCUUUUAAGGGAAGUGAAAAUAGAGGGUCACCACGAGGCACCACCAUCCCAGAGUCCAACUCCCUCUACACAAGUAUCCAACCCCUCUCCGAUGCUUCCAGAAAGGCCUCAGAAUUAUUGUGUUAACAAGAAUGACAUACGGACUCCAGGGACAAUGACUCCAUUGUGUUCUGAGAAAACAAGACAACUAUCAGAACGUCUCAAACAUAACCCACCAAUUCUUGGUAGCAGUGGAGAUGCACAGGACCACUGCCAGCAGUUGAUGGGACACAAAGAGCAAGAGAUCUUCAAGAGUCAAGACAAGGAACAGACACGAGACCCUGUGCUCCCAACACAGCCCUAUCUGAAACCAGGAUGGAUUGAAUUGAAGGCCCCUCACUGUCAUCAAGCAGAAUCCCAUCUGAAAUGUAACGAGGCAACCCUGCGGUCAAUUCUUCAGUAUCAGUCCAACCCCUCCCAUCAAAUGACCUCCAAACAAUACACUGGAAAUUCCAACGUGCCUGGGGGGCUCCCAGGGCAAGCUUACACCCAGAAAAUAAUGCAACCGGAGCAGAGACCACCAAGGUACCAAGCUGAGAUGAAUCAAGGGCAGUCUCAAGGUACAGUGGACCAGCAUCUCCAGUUCCAAAAACCCUCACUCCAGGUGCACUUCUCCAAAACGGACCCUUCACCCGAAGCUCACAGACAGUCAGUCUGUGCCCUGAGGUGUCAUUUCCAACAAAGACCAGAUCCCCAAACUGAGAAACUCAUGCCCCCAACAUUGAAACGGCACUUGAAUCAACAGGCUUCCGAGACUGACCCAUUCUCAAACUCACACCUUUCACAACAUAAGCCUCAUAAGCAGGCAGCACAAACACAACCAUCCCAGACUUCACAUCUCUCUCAAAACCAGCAACAGCAGCAAAAACUACAGAUGAAGAAUAAGGAACAGAUGCCCCAGACCUUUUCUCAUCCCCAAGGCAACAGUGAUCAGCAAAGAGAAGGAUCAUUCUUUAGCCAGAUUAAAGGAGAAAAAUGCUUUCGUGGUGAAGAUCAACAUUCAAAAUCAAGUGAGUUCCAGACUCAUAAUCCCCAAGUGGGACUGGAGCAAGUACAGAAUAUGAAUAGUAUAAAUUCCCCCUAUGGUCAGAUCUUGAAGUCAAAUGCAAGCAAAGUGCAGAUUUCUUGUUCAAACAAUAUACACGUAGUUCCAGAAAAUAAAGAACAGACUGUAAAUUCUGAACUCUUUGCAGGAAACAAGAUCCCAAACUCACAUCACAUGCAAUAUUUUCCAAAUAAUGUGACCCCAAAGCAAGAUGUUCUUCACAGGUGCUUUCAAGAACUAGAACAGAAGCCUCAACAAGCUUCAGUUCUACAGGGAUAUAAAAAUAGAAACCAAGAUAUGUCUAGUCAACAAGCUGCACAGCUCGCUCAGCAAAGGUACCUGAUGCAAAACCAAGCAAAUGCGUUCCCUUUGCCCAAUCAGGCAGGAAGUCACAUUCAGACCCUGCCCCAGAAGGACAUCCAAAAGCAUGCUGCUCUAAGGUGGCACCUUUUGCAGAAGCAAGAACAGCAGCAAACACAACAGCUCCAAGCCGAGUCUUGCCAUAGUCAGAUGCAAAGGCCAAUUAAAGUCGAACCGGGAUCCAAGCCCCACGCCUGUAUGCGCCUCAUGUCAGCACAGCCAGAAAACAAAAUGUGGAAAAAGAUACCCAAGCAGGAGAUUCCACCUCCGAGCUGUGAUAACAUGCAGCAGCGGAGCAUCCUUGAGACCAUGGAGCAGCAUCUGAAGCAAUUUCAGGUCAAAUCAUUAUUUGACCAUAAGGCUCUUACUCUAAAAUCACAGAAGCAAGUAAAAGUUGAAAUGUCAGGGCCAGUCACAGUUUUAACUAGACAAACCACUGCUGCAGAACUUGAUAGCCACACCCCAGCUUUAGAGCAGCAAGCAAUGCCUUCCUCAGAAAAGACACCAACCAAAAGAACAGCUGGUUCUGUUCUCAAUAAUUUUUUAGAGUCACCUUCCAAAUUACUAGAUACUCCUAUAAAAAAUUUAUUGGAUACACCUGUCAAGACUCAGUAUGAUUUCCCAUCAUGCAGAUGUGUAGAGCAAAUUAUUGAAAAAGAUGAAGGUCCUUUUUAUACCCAUCUAGGAGCAGGUCCUAAUGUGGCAGCUAUUAGAGAAAUCAUGGAAGAAAGGUUUGGACAGAAGGGUAAAGCUAUUAGGAUUGAAAGAGUCAUCUAUACUGGUAAAGAAGGCAAAAGUUCUCAGGGAUGUCCUAUUGCCAAAUGGGUGGUUCGCAGAAGCUGCAGCGAGGAGAAGCUACUGUGCUUGGUGCGAGAGCGAGCUGGCCACACCUGUGAGGCUGCGGUGAUUGUGAUUCUCAUCCUGGUGUGGGAAGGAAUCCCACUCUCUCUGGCUGACAAACUGUACUCCGAGCUCACCGAGACCCUGAGGAAAUACGGCACGCUCACCAAUCGUCGGUGUGCCCUGAAUGAAGAGAGAACGUGUGCCUGUCAGGGGCUGGACCCAGAGACCUGUGGUGCCUCCUUUUCUUUUGGUUGUUCAUGGAGCAUGUACUACAAUGGAUGUAAGUUUGCCAGGAGCAAGAUCCCAAGAAAAUUUAAGCUGCUUGGGGAUGACCCAAAAGAGGAAGAGAAACUGGAGUCUCAUUUACAAAACCUGUCCACUCUUAUGGCACCAACAUACAAGAAACUUGCACCUGAUGCAUAUAAUAAUCAGAUUGAAUAUGAACACAGAGCACCAGAGUGCCGUCUGGGUCUGAAGGAAGGCCGUCCAUUCUCAGGGGUCACUGCAUGUUUGGACUUCUGUGCUCAUGCCCAUAGAGACUUGCACAACAUGCAGAAUGGCAGCACAUUGGUAUGCACCCUCACUAGAGAAGACAAUCGAGAAAUUGGAGGAAAACCUGAGGAUGAGCAGCUCCACGUUCUGCCUCUCUACAAAGUCUCUGAUGUGGAUGAGUUUGGGAGCGUAGAAGCUCAGGAGGAGAAAAAACGAAAUGGUGCCAUUCAGGUACUGAGUUCUUUUCGACGGAAAGUCAGGAUGUUAGCAGAGCCAGUCAAGACAUGCCGACAAAGGAAACUAGAAGCCAAGAAAGCUGCGGCUGAAAAGCUUUCCUCUUUGGAGAGCAGCACAAAUAAGAAUGAAAAGGAAAAGUCAGCCUCCUCUCGCACCAAACAGAUUGAAAAUGGAAGCCAGGUGAAACAGUUGGCAGAACUUCUGCGACUUUCAGGACCAGUCAUGCAGCAGCCCCAGCCCCAACUGCAGAAUCAGCUUCCACAGCCACUGAAGCAGCCACCCCACCCCUUCACUGAUAGCCCUCAGUCAGAGUCUGUCAGCUCUUACGCUUCUUCUGGAUCUGCCAGUCUAUACACGAGAAGGCCCAAUCCAGUUAGUCCUUAUCCAAGCUCUUCACACACUUCAGAUAUUUAUGGAGGCGCCAACCCUGUGAACCUCUAUUCCACCUCAUCCCAAGCUGCAGGUUCAUAUUUGAAUUCUUCUAAUCCCAUGAGCCCCUACCCUGGGCUUUUGAAUCAGAAUAACCAAUAUCCAUCAUCAUACCAAUGCAAUGGAAACAUAUCAAUGGACAAGUGCUCCCAAUAUCUGGGUUCCUAUUCUCCCCAGUCUCAGCCCAUGGAUCUAUACAGGUAUCCAAACCAAGAUCCUCUGUCUAAGCUAAAUCUACCACCCAUCCAUACGCUUUACCAGCCGAGGUUCGGAAAUAGCCAGAGUUUUACUUCUAAGUACUUAGGUUACGGAAACCAAAAUAUACAAGGAGAUGCCUUCAGCAGUUGUACUCUUAGACCAAAUGUACACCACGUAGGUACAUUUCCUCCUUAUUCCGCUCAUGAGAUGGAUGGCCACUUCAUGGGGGCUGCCUCUCGAUUACCACCCAAUCUGAGCAAUCCAAACACAGACUAUAAAAAUGGUGAGCAUCACCCACCUUCUCACUUAAUCCAUAACUACGGUGCAGCUCCGAGCAUGUUCAACAGCUCUCUUCAUGCCCUGCAUCUCCCAAACAAGGAGAAUGACGUGCUCUCCCACACGGCGAAUGGGUUAUCUAAGACACUUCCAGGUCUUAACCAUGAUGGAGCUGCUUCUGUCCAAGAAGGCUUCCACAAAGUACACGACGCUGGCAGUCAGGAAAAGCAGCCUUGUGCUGCCGAGGACAAUGACGAGGUCUGGUCUGAUAGUGAGCAGAGCUUCCUGGACCCUGACGUUGGGGGAGUGGCUGUGGCUCCGACUCAUGGGUCCAUUCUCAUCGAGUGUGCAAAGCGCGAGCUGCACGCCACCACCCCUUUAAAGAAUCCCAACAGGAAUCACCCCACCAGGAUCUCACUCGUCUUCUACCAGCACAAGAGCAUGAAUGAGCCAAAACAUGGCUUGGCGCUCUGGGAAGCCAAAAUGGCCGAGAAAGCCCGCGAGAAAGAGGAAGAGUGUGAAAAGUAUGGCCCAGACUAUGUGCCUCAGAAAACCCACGGCAAAAAAGUGAAACGGGAGCCCACUGAGCCGCAUGAACCUGCCGAGCCCACGUACCUGCGCUUCAUCAAGUCCCUUGCCGAAAGGACCAUGUCCGUGACCACAGACUCCACAGUAACUACAUCUCCAUACGCCUUCACUAGGGUCACGGGGCCUUACAACAGAUACAUAUGAUGUCGCCCCUUGUGGUUACCUCAUUUGAAAAGACCACAACCAAUCUGUCCAUAGUGUAGUUCGCAUGAUGUGGGCAGUGGGGAAAGGACACAGUAUUCCUGACAAAUGUGGUGAGAGGAACCUCAGCUCACCAGCAAAGAAAGAGGUCAUCUUACCAUAGCACUUAAUUUCCACUGACUCCUAAGUGGUCACAGAUGGAAUCUAGGCAAAAGACCAAAGCAUUCUAUGCAAAAAGAAGGUGGAGAAGAAAGUGUUCCACAAUUUACAUUUUUAAACACUGGUUCUAUUAUUGGAUGAGAUGAUAUUUAAAUGUGAUAUUUUUCCCCCUUUACAGCUCUACACAUCUGUGACCACUUUUAAUAAUACCAAGUUUGCAUAGUCGUGGAACACAAAUCAAACAAGUACUGUAGUAUUACAGGGGCAGGAAUCUUAAAAUACCAUCUGGUGCUGAAUAUACAAUGUACUGAAAUACUGGAAUUAUGGCUUUUUAACAUGCAGUUUUUACUGUAAUCUUAAUAUUAACUUUUAUUUAUCAAAAUAGCUACAGGAACAUAAAUGAAUAGACAGCAAAACACUGAAUUUGUUUGGAUGUUCUAAGAAAUGGUGCUAAGAAAAUGGUGUCUUUAACAGUUGAAAAUUAAUGCCUUUAUAUCAUCAAGAUGCUAUCAGUGUACUGCAAUGCCCUUGAAUAAUGGGGGUACCUUUUCAUUCAAGUUUUUAAUCAUAAUUACCUAUUCUUACACAAGAUUAGUUUUUAAAAUGUGGACAUUUUAAAGGCCUCUGGAUUUUGCUCAUCCAGUGAAGUCCUUGUAGGACAAUAAACAUAUAUAUGUACAUAUAUAUAUACACACAAAUAUGUAUAUGUGCACAAACAUGUAUAUCUAUAAAUAUUUUAAAUGGUGUUUUAGAAGCACUUUGUCUACCUAAGCUUUGACAACUUGAACAAUGCUAAGGUACUGAGACGUUUAAAAGAAAAAGAAGUUUACUUUCAUUUUAGAAUGCAAAGUUGAUUUUUUUAAGGAAACAAAGCUUUUAAAAUAUUUUUGCUUUUAGCCAUGCAUCUGCUGAUGAGCAAUGUGUCCAUUUUUAUUACAGCCAGUUAAAUCCAAAACGGGACUUAUUGGAUUCAAGGGAAUACAUUAGUCCACAAAACACAUGUUUUCUGGUGCUCAUCUCACAUGCUAUACUGUAAAACAGUUUUGUACAAAAUUGUAUGACAAGUUCAUUGCUCAAAUAUGUAGAGUUUUAAGAAUUUUCUGUUAACUGCAGGUAGUGAUUAACCGCAUGCUACAGACUCGACAAAGCUAGUUCACUUAAGCAAUGCUAUUUUAUGGAUCUGUAUGCUCUUCAGCGCUGCCUUUGUGUUGAUAAUUGUAUGUUGUGAUGUUGUCAUUUCUUAGCUUAAGUGUCCUCUUUACCAGGAAGAUUGAGCAGACUGAUGCCUGCAUAAGAUUAAUAAACAGGGUUAGUUCCAUGUGAAUCUAUUAAUUAAAAGAAAAAAAAACAGGCAGCUGGUUUGCUGUGGUGGUUUUAAAUCAUUAAUUUGUAUAAAGAAGUGAAAGAGAUGUAUAGUAAGUAAAUUAAAUUGUAAACAAAACUUUUUUAACGCAAUGCUUUAGUAUUUUAGUACUGUAAAAAGAAAUUAAAUAUAUAUAUAUAUAUAUAUAUGGAUUUGAAGCAGAAUUCACAUCAUGAUGGUGCUACUCAGCCUGCUAUAUAUCAUAAUGUGAGCUAAGAAUUCAUUAAAGGUUUGAGUGAUGUUCCUAUUUGUCAUAUACCUCAACACUAGUUUGGCAAUAGGAUAUUGAACUGAGAGUGAAAGCUUAUAGCAUUGUGUACCAUCAUUUUUUUCCAAGUCUUUUUUUUAUUAAAAAAAAAAGCAUACCUUUUUUCAAUACUUGAUUUCUUAGCAAGUAUAACUUGAACUUCAACCUUUUGUUCUAAAAAUUCAGGGAUAUUUCAGCUCAUGUUCUCCUUAUGCCAACAUGUCACCUGUGUUUAUGUAAAAUUGUUGUAGGUUAAUAAAUAUAUUCUUUUUCAGGGAUUUAACCCUUUUAUUUUGAAUCCCUCCUAUUUUACUUGUAUAUGUCCUGAUGUAACUAAAACUAAUUUUGUAAAUCUGUUGGCUCUUUUUAUUGUAAAGAAAAGCAUUUUAAGAGUUUGGAGAAUCUUUUGACUGUUUCAAGCAGAAAAAAAAAUUACAUGAAAAUAGAAUGCACUGAGCUGAUAAAGGGAAAAUUGUAAGGCAGGAGUUUGGCAAGUGACUGUUGGCUAGAGUCCUUAACUCUCUAAAUAAAGAUGUUUUGAUCCUGUAACCAAUAGAGGCACAGAUCCAUGAGGACUUCUCUACACAAACAAAACACUUAGGGGGAUGGUGUGCAAUCAGCUGUACAAUUAUGUCUUAGUCUGUGUACAUUUUUGCUUACUAACAUUUCAAAUAAAUUCUUAAUCAACAGAGGCCUUUGAGUUUUAUUGGUCAAAUCUUUAUAACUUGGCUUUUGUCUUUUAAAAAAAUGUCUCCAGUUUUUGGCUGUAACCAAUUUACAGGCAUUUCAAGAACAUUUGUUUUGUAUUUGUCAAACUGCAUGAUUUUAAUAUUUCGCGUAUACCGUAUAUCUCACCCCACAUAUUUGAUUACUUCAUGCACAUGUGUUGGUUUUGAGUCAACCAUCCCGAUACGAGUGAAUAAUUUGGUUUCUGUAUCCUCCACUGUCAUUUGUCAAACUGCUGGCCAACAAGAGCAGGAAGUAUAGUUUGGGGGGUGGAGGAGAGGUUAGGUAGGGAGGAAGAGAGGAAAUUGAGUGGCAUAUUGUAAAUAUCAGAUCUAUAAUUGUAAAUAUCAAACCUGCCUCAGAAUGAAUGGAAAGCAGAUCUCCAAUUUGCUUAUAUAGGAAUAUCAGGUUGACUAUAUAGCCAUACUUGAAAAUGCUUCUGAGUGGUGUCAACUUUACUUGAAUGAAUUUUUCAUCUUGAUUGACGCACAGUGGUGUACAGUUCACUUCUAAAGCUAGUGGUUAACUUGUGUAGGAAACUUUUGCAGUUUGACACUAAUAUAAUGAAUCUGUGUGCAUUUUUCUACGCUUUUUUAAAAAACAGUUUCAUUUCAUUUUCAUGAGAUGUUUGGUUGUCUGUAAAAAUCUGAGGAUGGUUAUAAAUACUGUAAGUAUUGUAAUGUUAUGAAUGCAGGUUAUUUGAAAGCGUUUAUUAUUAUAUCAUUCCUGAUAACGCUAUGUGAGUGUUUUUAAUAAAAUUUAUAUUUAUUUAAUGCACUCU
Messenger RNA from Lagenorhynchus albirostris (white-beaked dolphin), 9666 nucleotides. It is a transcript of the gene TET2, whose product is annotated as tet methylcytosine dioxygenase 2. Gene Ontology annotation, molecular function: DNA 5-methylcytosine dioxygenase activity. The transcript is spliced from 11 exons. Gene Ontology annotation, biological process: positive regulation of transcription by RNA polymerase II; oxidative demethylation; myeloid cell differentiation. The record is from RefSeq and is a predicted model, not a curated record. Gene Ontology annotation, cellular component: nucleus. The coding region runs from base 421 to 6393 and encodes 1990 amino acids. Lineage: Eukaryota; Metazoa; Chordata; Mammalia; Artiodactyla; Delphinidae.